Solanum pennellii is the source of this 1615-nucleotide messenger RNA. RefSeq lists its product as uncharacterized. Lineage: Eukaryota; Viridiplantae; Streptophyta; Magnoliopsida; Solanales; Solanaceae. The transcript is spliced from 4 exons. Bases 198 to 1370 code for a protein of 390 amino acids. The record is from RefSeq and is a predicted model, not a curated record.
GUAUUUCUGCUCUUUUUCCCACACUCCUCCCACUGUAACUGUUUGUUCUUUUUUUCGAGUUUCUACAAACCACCAAACCAUUAACUUUUUUUUUUUUUUAAUCAUUAGCUCCAUUUUUAAUCACUCUUGAACCUCUUUGAGCUAAUUUUUCAUGUAUGUUGAAAAUCCCCUUUUAAGCAGCAGAAGGAAGCUAAUCAAUGUCAAAAACAAUUGAAAUUCCACCUGGGUUUACAAAAACAUUGUGCAAAAGAAUGAGUAUCGAUCACGAUAGUUACAUGCAAGAUGAUAAGAGGAAAAUUGGGUCUGUUAAUGAACUUUCUGGUAGAAGGUGCAGUUUAAGAGAAAGAUUUGCCCCAAAUCUGUAUAUUCCUGUCCAGUUUCAGCCCCGUCCACGUACACCGGGCCGCCCUCGGAAACAGAGAUCAGAUGUGACAGCUUCACAAUCUUCACGACGCAGACCUGGUCGCUCUUCCAAACAGAAUUCAGAUGAAAUGCCAGCCUCGCAACCUUCACUGCGUCGAUCAGGUCGCCCUCGGAGAAAGAUAUCAGAUGCAGUUUCUCCUCCUACACCACCAUCGGGGUCGACCAGAGAAGUUCCAGUACAAGUUUCUGCGACUGCAAAUGCUCCAGAGCCAGUCACUCCACCUCCCGGGCCACCAUUGGGAUCAACCAGUCAUAGUCCUUUGGAAGUUCCCGAGGAUGAGCAAAUAGAAACAAAGUUAAAGAUAAAUCCUUUAUUGAGACUGAAGAAACCCCCAAGUACAAAUCAAACGCCCGAGAUGCUUGACGAAGAAUUGAAGAAAGUAAUUCUUAAAGUUCAGUAUAUAUUGGUGCAGAAGCUGCUUACUUCUAGGAACGACGACGUUGACUGCAUGGUUCAUCAGGCCAAUACUACCUUUACAUAUUUGAAAGGAUUUGGUGUUGAUUAUGGCUCUUUCUACAAAGACGUCACAGAGUACAUUGAACAUCGCUACAAUUUACAUGAUGCAGAGAGAGAAGAAAACUCAUUGUCCUUCUCGGUGUGGGGAGGAAAUUAUCUAAAUGCUAUGCGUGAUGUAAAUGAUGUUGAUGAGGUUAUUGCUCGUACUCGUGGAGAACAGGAGAAGGUCAAAGAGAAAAUUGGAUCUUUGAAGAGUCACAUUGAAGUUCUGAAGCAAGAGCUAGAACGUGUGGAACGCGAAGAUGAACGUCUGAAACAUGAUAUGAUAAAAUACAAAGUAGCACAAAAAGUUGCAGAAGCCAAGAGACGAGAAGUUGGCAUACAGUUGGAGGCAGCUCAAGUAAAGCUAAGGGAAAUUAAGCAACGCAAAAAUGCAGCUCUCGCAGGGAUUGAAUCCACCACUCAACGCCUAGAGUCUACAUAUCGUUGAUCAUCUCGGUUAGUUGGACUUUGCUUCCUCUUAUUGAACUAGAUCACCUGCUAGAUAAUCUGCAAGUCUUCAUGACUAUUUUGACAUGUUUUGGGAACAGGCUGUUUCUUCGUUUAGUUAUCGGUAUGUAGUAGAUUCUCCUUAAAGUUUCUUGUCAUGCUUUUAGCCUUUUAACUUGUGGGCUCAGAUUGCCUUUUUAACUUCAGUUUCAUGGAUGGCAUUGAUUCCACCCAAGGAUCGCAAAA